AUGGAGUCCCAACUUUUUGAUGUUAUUGUGGUGGGUGGUGGCCCCGUGGGGUUGGCUGCUGCGUACGAGGUCGCAAAAGCCGGCAAGAAAGUUCUCGUGCUUGAGCAAAACAACUUCUUCAACCAGGCUGGAAGUUCAGGUGACUUGGCACGCAUGUUCCGAACCAUGUACACGGAAGAAUACAUGGCUCGCCUCGCAAAAGAGGCCAUGGGCCAUUGGGGUGCUCUGGAGAAAGACGCAGGUGUCUCGUUGCGCUGGAUGACCGGCCUUCUCAACUUUGGCGACAAGGAUUACGGCGAAAGCACUCCUGAAGGAACGUUAAGAGGACCGAUUGACAACCUGAAGCUACUUGAUAUGAGCUACAAAGAGUUGAGCGCUGCGAAGAUUGAAGCCCAGUAUCCAUUCAAGAAUCUCAACCCCAAUUGGACCGGCGUCUAUGCCCCUGACAAUGGUGUCAUCAACGUUCAACAGCUCUUGCGGAGUCUACUCAGCUUAGCCAAAGACUACGGUGCACAGGCUAAGCAGCACACGGCGGUCAAGAAGAUCGUGCCAUCCAAGGAAGACAGCUCCAUCUGGCAUGUCCACACUCUGUCUCACAGUCAGAGCUCUGCCGUUUACUCCACCAAGAAGAUCGUCAUUACCUGUGGCAGCUACGUCAAUCACGUUUUGAAGCCCAGUUUUGACGUUUCGUUGGACCUACAAAUUUGGGAAAUGGUUGCAAGCUACUUCAACGCAAACGCUGGACCCAGUGGCACCAUCUUUCCCAGCAUGUGGUUUCAAUUUGCGCCCGACAAAAACGACAGAUCUCAAUUGUUCUACGGCAUGCCGGCAGUCCCAUGGGGGCCUCCCAACGCUGUCCGUAUUGCAGUGGAUGCGGCUACUAGAGUAAUCAAGGACCCCGACGAGAGGCAAGCGAAUGUCUUUGAUCCGGAAGACAUUCGUGACACUCAAGACUUCAUCAGGGAUCACGUCGUUGGUGUUGACUACACCGUCCCUGCAUCCACCGUCAGCUGCUUGCAGACCAAUGUUUUCGACAACAUGUUCGUUCUUGACUUUCUCCCGAAGGAAUACCUCCGCGGGGGUCCUGAAAAGAGCAUCGCCAUCUUUACUGCUGGCUGGGCCAUGAAGUUUGUCCCACUUCUGGGCAAGGCAUUAGCAGAGAUGGCUCUAUGCGGGAAAUCUGAGUAUGCACGCAAAGAAUUUGCGAUUACGCGUAGGGACCCGAAGACUGGAAAGGGUAUCAUUGUAGACAAGACCGAAGGCGUUGAAGCAUUGAGAAUUAGCUCAUCUGGCCCUAAGAAGCAAGCCAAGGGAUCAUCUUUCCGACGCUAA
Messenger RNA from Ilyonectria robusta, 1332 nucleotides. RefSeq lists its product as uncharacterized. Gene Ontology annotation, molecular function: sarcosine oxidase activity; flavin adenine dinucleotide binding. The record is from RefSeq and is a predicted model, not a curated record. The transcript has 6 exons. Lineage: Eukaryota; Fungi; Ascomycota; Sordariomycetes; Hypocreales; Nectriaceae. Bases 1 to 1332 code for a protein of 443 amino acids.